AUGUUGAAACGGCGCAGAGACCAGGACUCUAGUCAGCCUCACAAGCGUCCUCGUACCCGCGAUGCUCAGUCUGGAGACCGCCUGUCCCGCCUGAGUAAUGAGCUGUUGCUUCAUAUCUUCUCGUUUCUGCCGGUUUCGUCUCUGAAUGUGUGUCAAAGACUAUCCCAUCGGUUCCAUGCUCUUGGUGGUGACUCCGAGCUGUGGAAAAGGCAAUACUACUCAGAAUGGGUGCGACCCCGUGCCCGCCGGCUCGCAAAUGUUAGACGUUCAACACUCCCAACUAAGACGGAUUACUCACCCAAAGUCGCAACAUGGUUCGAUCAUGGUCACUUAGUACAGGGGGCACAAACCAAUUGGAAACGACAAUACCGGCUUCGGCAUAAUUGGUCCAGAGGGCUAUGUCGGUUUACUGAGGUCGAGUUUCCUCAGCCGCCAUGUCCACCAACUCUAGUCAGAUUCUGCGCCGGUGUUGUCUUCACCGUAGACCCGGUGUACGGGCUCCGGGCUUGGACUGCAAGAGACCCGGCAUCUUGUAUGGCAACAUCAUCAUUGACGACUCAUUCCAAAGCACCACCCGUGAUUCCAACAGCACUGGCCGCAAGUCAGGUUCAAGAUGAGAUCGAAAUCUCAGUAGGGUUGGAUAACGGCCAUUUCAAAAUGUUUGUCUUGCACCUUGGAACAUUCGAUCUACGCCUUCGAUCCUCUCACGUGGGUUGCAGUAAUGGUGCUAUCACUGCAAUGGCAUUGUCAUCACCAUAUCUGUUGAUUGUAUCCCAGCACAAAGAUUUGACACUGUAUAAUCUGCAACAUGGAAGCCAGCAGAGAGGUAAAACUGGAGAUACCGAAGAACUACACCAACUCGCCUCCCUCAGAGCGGAAAACAUCGUUGCACCCAUGACUCUGUCUCUUCGAGUCUCAAGUUUUGAUAUUGUCGCGACUAUUGUGUAUAGCUUCUUCCACAUUGGGUGUGGUUGGUCGCUCGGGAUUCAAGAACUGCGCCUGGGCAAGGAUGGCCAACAACUUGACUCGCAACUAGCCACCACAGUAGAUUCACAAUAUGGGCUAAGGUCACCGCAAGAUCCACCACAAUCCCAAAAAAGACGACACUCAGCGACUCGGCCCGUCAACAGUCAAGGCAUCGCCGCUGGAACACCAACCAUCUUACACCAGAAACCGCCAACCUCGAUGUCUUAUUCUCAUCCAUAUCUGCUGACCUCUCAUGCGGACAAUACAUUGACUAUGUAUCUCGUGGUCUCUACGUCCAACAAUUUGUUUGUUCAAGGUGGCCGGCGCCUUUGGGGUCACACUUCUUCCGUAUCCGCAGUUGAAGUGACAAACCGUGGUAAAGCUGUUUCAGUGAGCGCCCGAGGAGACGAAAUUCGAAUCUGGGAGUUGGAGAUGGCGAUAUCUACCUUGGGCAGCCGCACCUAUUUCAAAGAAGAGAAUGGCGUUCAGCUCAACCCUGAAAGCAAACAAGAGAAAGACUCGGGGGUGAUCCCUGUUCAUCCAAACUUGGGCAGUGUAGAUCAUACCCAAGGAUUAUUGCAAGGUUGUAUUGGGUUUGACGAGGAGCGAGUACUGUUACUCCGAGAAAAGACGGGAACCCAACUCCUUGAAUGUUAUGAUUUUACAUGA
Molecule: messenger RNA, 1635 nt
Organism: Penicillium nucicola
Lineage: Eukaryota; Fungi; Ascomycota; Eurotiomycetes; Eurotiales; Aspergillaceae
Product: WD domain protein
Exons: 2
Coding region: 1-1635 (544 amino acids)
Molecular function (GO): protein binding
Source: RefSeq, a predicted model, not a curated record